AAUUAUUUAAUUUUGAUGACAGAUAAAAGAAUAGACAAAUAUAUUUUUAAUGUGAAAGAUAGAAUUGGUUAAGGAUCCUAUGCUGAAGUUUUUAAAGGAACAAACGAAAAAACUGGAGAAAAAGUAGCCAUUAAAAUGUUAAGCAAAUCUGUAAUCAAUGCGUAAUUUUACCUAUUUAAUAAUAUAGGGAUGAUUAUCUUAGGGAGGGACUGAUUUAGGAAAUUAAAAUUAUGCAGAAAUUAAAAAGUCCCAAUAUCGUCUAAUUGCUAGAUGUCAUGGAAACAAACAAUAAUUAUUAUAUUGUUUAAGAAUACUGUGAUGGAGGGGAUUUUGACGAGUAAAUUAUUAUAUUUUACUUUAAGACUUUUAAAAAAAAGAAAGUUACUCCCAGAAAAGGAAGCAAUCAAAUUCUUGGUGGAUGUACUUAAUGGAUUUACACACCUCAUAAAAAAUGGUAUAAUUCAUAGAGAUCUCAAACCAGCAAAUAUUUUAAUUGACAAAUAAGUAAGUUUAAAAAUUUAUAAAAGACUUAUAAACUAGCAGAUUUCGGAUUUGCAAAAUGUGUGGAUAAUUUUAAAAAAACAAUGAUGGCUUCAAUGGUUGGUACUCCAUUAUACAUGAGUCCUCAAAUCUUGGAUCACAAGAGAUACAAUUCAAAAACAGAUGUAUGGAGCAUUGGCUUUAUCUUCUAUGAAGCAUUAUUUGGCAAAAGUAAAUUCCAUUUUUAGACUUGUCUAGCUCCCUGGACAGCCAGAUCUCCAGCAGAAUUACUUAAAAAUAUCAGAACCUAACCUCUGAAAUUUCCUACUGACAAAAAUUAAGUCUCAUAAGAAACCUAAGACUUGAUUAUUGGAUGUCUCUAAGCAGAUGAGAAUAAACGAAUGUCCUGGGAAGAGAUCUAUAAACACCCAGCUAUUAGUCAAUAUUUUUCGGUAUUUAAUUGUCCUUCAACUUUAUUAAGGAUUUUAUAAAAGGAAAUAACAAAUUGGAAGAUAAGGCUCAAUAUUUAAUUAAUGAUAUAAGAUAGAUGAUUUGUAAAGAGAAAAUUGAUAUUCAUAAAUUGUUUGCAGAUUUAGACAUGUCAAAGGAUAAGGCUUUAGAUGUAAAUGAAUUGGGGAAAUUUCUAUAAAAAGUAGAUAAAGACAUCACAAGAGAGGAAAUUGAAUAUAUAUUUAAUAAAUUUGAUGAUGAUGGGAAUAAUUAGAUAGAGUUUGAAGAGUUUAAAAAGUGGCUAGAGGAUAACUAGGUAAUUAAGUCUAAUAUACUUCUUAAAAGAUUGUUACAAAUGCCAAUCCAUAAUAAUAGUAAAGAGGAGGGGGGUCUCAUAAGAAAUUGUCUAUUCUACCUCAUUAAUUAAAGUCUCAGAGUUCUAUUGAGGAGAGAGCUAAUUAUGUUAUAGAGAAAUUAAAAUUAUCAAUCUAAAAAUAUAAAAUCAAUUUGCUCGAUUUAUUUAAAAAAGUGAUAAAUUUGUUUUGAUUAAUUUAGUUUGAUAAAUCGGCAGAUCAAAGAUUAGAUAAAAAUGAAAUGGGGUUACUCUUAAAGAGAAUUGAGGCAAACAUUUCUUAAGAAGAAAUAAUUGCAUGUUUUGAAUUUUUUGAUGCUAAUGGGGAUGGGGAAAUCACAUUCCAAGAAUUCUAAACAAGUUUAAGUGAAGAAGUUGGGAAGAAGCGAUAAAGUAUAGAUCAUCAUGAAUGAAAUAUUUGCAUUAUAAUAU
This is a messenger RNA of Paramecium octaurelia, 1714 nucleotides long. Lineage: Eukaryota; Ciliophora; Oligohymenophorea; Peniculida; Parameciidae. The record is from the annotation of a GenBank genome assembly.